Molecule: messenger RNA, 224 nt
Organism: Paramecium primaurelia
Lineage: Eukaryota; Ciliophora; Oligohymenophorea; Peniculida; Parameciidae
Source: the annotation of a GenBank genome assembly
AUGUUUCGAAUAAUUCGAUUAAUUUUAUAUUUUAGAUUGAUAGGUAAUUGUAUUGCCUUAGAUCCUGAGAUAAUAGAAAUAGAAGAUCAUAUUUUGUAUGGAGUAAUAAGUUUGUAUAAGAAUAAAUUAAUCAUUAGAUUGUUAAUAUUAUUUUCUGGUUUUUGCAGUGGAGCCACAUAAGGUCUUUUGUCAAUAGAUUAAAUAACUAUAGAGGUAAAGCUGAG